AUGAGUGGAUGUCGUCCUGUAGAUACCCCUAUGGAUCUUAAUGCUAAACUUUGGGGAGAAGUUAAUGUUUCUGUUGAUACUGGGAGAUAUCAGAUAUUGGUUGGGAAAUUGAUUUAUUUGUCACACACCCGACCUGAUAUUGCUUUCUUAGUUAGUGUAGUGAGUCAAUUUAUACAUUCUCCUUUCGAGGAACAUCUUGAGGCAGUCUAUAAGAUACUGCGAUAUUUGAAGGGAAAUCCUGGAAAAAGAUUACUUUUUAAGAAGACUAGUUCAGUCACAGAUAAAAGAUCAACCUCUGGAAUAUAUACCUAUGUUUGGGGUAAUCUUGUGACAUGGAGGAGCAAGAAACAAGGAGUUGUAGCAAUGAAUAGUGCAGAGGCCGAGUUUAGAGCUAUGUCUCAAGGUAUUUGUGAAGGAUUAUGGAUCCUUAGAGUCCUAGAAGAACUUAAGAUGAAAAUUCAGCUUCCAUUGAAAUUGUACUCUGAUAGUAAAGCUGCUAUUAGCAUAGCUCAUAAUCCAGUUUAA
Molecule: messenger RNA, 525 nt
Organism: Lathyrus oleraceus (garden pea)
Lineage: Eukaryota; Viridiplantae; Streptophyta; Magnoliopsida; Fabales; Fabaceae
Product: secreted RxLR effector protein 161-like
Exons: 2
Coding region: 1-525 (174 amino acids)
Source: RefSeq, a predicted model, not a curated record